This is a messenger RNA of Paramecium tetraurelia, 384 nucleotides long. RefSeq lists its product as uncharacterized. The record is from RefSeq and is a predicted model, not a curated record. The transcript has a single exon. NCBI's taxonomy places the organism in Eukaryota, Ciliophora, Oligohymenophorea, Peniculida, Parameciidae. Gene Ontology annotation, molecular function: zinc ion binding.
AUGAAUGAUAACAAUUUAGACACGUAAUAAUAAUAAACAAGAAGUGGAUAAACAUAAGGAACAUAUCAAACAAUUAAAUCAAAUAAUAUUGAAUUACAUAUAAAUACAAAUACUCUUAUUCAAUAGGAAAGUCCAUAUCCAAAGGUUCCUUAAACGAGGAAAUCAGAAAAACUAUUCUGUUCCAAAUGCAAUGCUCCUGUAGAUUCAGAUAUUUCCUAUGAAAUGGGUAAAGGAAGCUAUGUAAUAAUUUUUAUUUUACUUGCACUCAUAAUAACCUGUUUUUUUGCAUUUAUUCCUUGUCUUUUGAAUAAUUGUAAAGAUGUGCAACAUCGAUGUUCCAAAUGUACUAAAUUAUUAGGCACUAAAUAAUUUUUGUUUGGAUGA